AUGGAGCUAGCAGGGUUCAUCAUAUCCUCAAUAAUCUCCCUUGCUGGAUUCUUGUCAGUGGUUUCGGCAUCGACAUCACAGCAGCAAUGCGGCGGCAAUGGAGCACCUGCUGGAGUGAGAGCUGGCUACUGGUCGCCGUCCUCAAGCCGCUACUCCCCGGUCAGUAGCAUCGACGCCUCCUUGUACACUCACCUCUACUACAGCUCAGUGUCCAUCGACGAGACAAGCUAUGCUGUCGCGCCUCAGCCGACCGAAGAGGAGGGCUCGCUGCUCGCUGCGUUCUCUGGUACCGUCAAGUCCGGGAGCCCCUCUACCAAGACCAUGCUGUCCAUCGGCACAAAUGAGUACAGGGUGGAUGCGUCGAAUGCCGCCUUCUCCAAAAUGGCUUCAGACAAGAACCUCCGGGGAGUGUUCAUCAACUCCUCCGUGGAACUGGCUCGAGCCAACGGCUUCGACGGCCUGGAUUUGUCGUGGAUUUUCCCAGUCACACAGAUGGACAUGGAGAACCUUGGAGUCCUUCUUGCGGAGUGGCGAGCAAGGAUCAUGGAGGAAUCCGCGACCAACUCCUUGUCUGGUCCUCUUCUCCUGACAGCAACACUCUACUUCUCCAACCACCUGUUUGACAUGCCUGACGGCAACCUCGACUACCCCAUAGAUGACAUCUCAGACAACCUCGACUGGGCGAAUAUCCUCACCUUCGGCUUCCACGGGGACAGCAGCGUCACCACAGCUGAUGCACCUCUCUACGACAAGUCGUCGCACUUCUCAGUGAGCUACGGGGUCAUCUCAUGGCUGGAUGCAGGAGUUCCUCCAUGUAAGCUGGUGAUGGGGAUACCUCUGUUUGGAAGAUCAUGGUUCCUCAGGAACAAGGCCAAGAAUGGGCUAGGAUCGCCGACUGCCGCUGCCGGAACAAAGCAGAGGAAAAGCAACCAGACUGGGAUAAUUGCAUAUGCAGAGGCUGAAGAGUACCUGAACUCUGAAAGCACCGUUGUCACCUAUGACAACCAAUCAGUGGCAGAGUAUUUGUACAACGGUGACCUCUGGGUCAGUUUCGACGGCGCACAGGUAGUGCAGCAGAAGCUAGAGUUUGCGGUGAGAUCUCAGUUGCUUGGCUACUUCCUCUGGACCGUCGGCUUUGACGACUCAAACAGCACAAUAUCCAAGAAAGCAUCGGAAUCAUGGCAACAAUAUGCUCAAGGUGGUUUUGGAAUCAUGCACGCAGGAGGUUCAAACCAAUAUGUUGCAUUUAAUUCAUCUUCAGUAUCACUUGGUAGCUGGCAUUCAAAAUCUCUCAGCUGUUUGCUGUCUUCAGUACUUCUGUUGGUGAUUCUGUUUCAAGAAUAA
Messenger RNA from Miscanthus lutarioriparius, 1344 nucleotides. NCBI's taxonomy places the organism in Eukaryota, Viridiplantae, Streptophyta, Magnoliopsida, Poales, Poaceae. The record is from the annotation of a GenBank genome assembly.